Messenger RNA from Xylona heveae TC161, 1255 nucleotides. Its product is annotated as zf-U1-domain-containing protein. The record is from RefSeq and is a predicted model, not a curated record. The transcript has 5 exons. Gene Ontology annotation, molecular function: zinc ion binding; pre-mRNA 5'-splice site binding. Bases 160 to 954 code for a protein of 264 amino acids. NCBI's taxonomy places the organism in Eukaryota, Fungi, Ascomycota, Xylonomycetes, Xylonales, Xylonaceae. Gene Ontology annotation, biological process: spliceosomal snRNP assembly; mRNA splicing, via spliceosome; mRNA 5'-splice site recognition. Gene Ontology annotation, cellular component: U1 snRNP; nucleus.
GUCCUUCUCUACAUUAUCGCACAUGAUCUGGAUCAAAUACCUAUUCCACCUCCACGACACUCCUUUUCUUUGCGGCUUCUUUCCCUUUUAUCUUCCUUGUCCAGCCCUCUGAAUCGUCUACAGCCCUGUCCCAGCGCAUAGGGACAAUCGUUGUCCAAGAUGCCGAAAUUCUUCUGUGAUUACUGCGAUGUGUACCUCACACACGACUCGAUGAGCGUGCGCAAGGCCCACAACGCCGGGCGAAACCACCUCCGCAACGUCGUCGACUAUUACCAGCAGAUCGGCCACGAAGAAGCGCAGCACGUCAUUGACAGCAUCACGUCCUCAUACGCCGCCGAAGGCGCGCCUGGCGCAAAUCCUAUGCUCGCCGCUGCUCCUGGCGUUGGAGGCGCUUUUCCUCCACCUCCAUUCGGAUUUCCGCCUGGCGCGCGUGUUCCGCCUCCGCCAUUUGGCAUGCCUGGCGCUCCUCCAGGCGCUGGUAUUCCGCCGAUCCCCUCACCCGCUGCAGCUGCUGCUGCGGCCGCGGCCGCAGCAGCCGGUCGCGGUGCCGGUGGUCCUGGAAUUCCUCCACCGUUUCCCUUCCCUCCACCCGGCGCUCCUGGCGCGGCUGGAUUUCCUCCGAUUCCUCCUAUCCCUGGCACCGGCUCGCCCGCUGCUCUAGCCGGCGGCGCAUCCAUGUCACCAUUUCCUCCACCAGCGCCUGGAGGCAGUGCGCCGCCACCGCCAGGAGCCUUUGCCGCGUUCCCGCCGCCUGGUGCGCCUGCCGCGCCUGGAGCCCCAGGCGGUUUUGCUCCUCCCCCGCUCGGCGCAAGUCCUGGUGCCAUGACCGGAUUCCCUGCUCCACCAGGUGCCGGCGGCCCCUCGCCUGUGCCGGGAGUGCCAGGCUUCGCUGCGCCACCCCCGGGUAUGUCUGCUGGUCCGCCUGCGCCUGGGGCCGGUGCGCCGGGGACAUAGAAGGAGCGAGAUGGUGACUCGGUCACUUUUUCUUUUGCUUCAUUGUUGCAUUUCGAUUGCGUUGUGGCUGAAAUCUUGGCCAUGCCGUCACGUCACAUUUAGAAAUUGGGACCUUCUUGUUCUUCAUCCGUUGUACUCUUUGGGCGUUUAGACAGGAGUAAAACCAAUCCAUGGGUAAUGGGGAUACUUGUAUCGUAUUAGGAAAAACCCUUUAUUUCUUUUUUUCCAUGUUAGAGAAAAUUUUGAAAAAGUUAACAACAUAUUUAAAUUGUCACAAUCGAGUAUAAGAGAACUAGCGUUG